Molecule: messenger RNA, 2415 nt
Organism: Panonychus citri (citrus red mite)
Lineage: Eukaryota; Metazoa; Arthropoda; Arachnida; Trombidiformes; Tetranychidae
Gene: synr
Exons: 8
Coding region: 547-2073 (508 amino acids)
Source: RefSeq, a predicted model, not a curated record
UGGGAUCUCUUGUAAAUGUGUAUACAGAUAAAUUUGAUUCCUAAAUUCAGUUGUUAUUAGUUCAAUGAAAAAAAUAACCGUUAAUUGUUUACUAGUUUAUCAAUUGUUAAAAUUUUCCAAGCAAACAUUAAUCAACUAAGAUUAUCAUUAGAAACGGCAACAAUUCAAAUGAACAUUGGAUAAACUUUCAAAUCAAAAGUGAACAUUUCAAUUAACAGUUAAUUGUUACCAUUGUUUUUAUUGAUUAAUUACAAAUACUUUUAUUAUAACUUUUAAAUUGUUAUCAUCUAACUUGUUUGUUGGCCAUCAUUUCAAUUAAUCAAGGUGUUAAUUGUGUUAUUUUGCUCAACAUUAACUGUCAACAAUUUAGUUUCACCAGUUAAUUCAAUUGAAUUUGGUACAACCCUAUGUAGGUUUCAUACAAUUGAAAGUGUAAUUGUUUUUCAUUGUUUCUCAUUUGAACUUUAAAUUGUUAUGACAAUUAACGAUCGGAUAGUUAAUUGUUGAUUACAACAGACCCGAUGUGUCGCUGUUAUAAAUGAAUUCAUGGGUUGCGGUACUAGUGCGGCUUAUCGGAGAAAUGAUCAAAUGUCCCGACCAGGAACACAAGAAUUAAGGAAAAACAAUUCGAGUACCAUUGAGAUAACCAGGGAGGCUCUUCAGAAUUAUCUGGACUUGGAACACGCGAUUCGUGAUCAAGAAAGGAAACACAUUUUAGAAACUUAUCAAAUUAAGACUGAACAAUUAGACCAAUUGGAAGAAGCGUUAAUUCAAAUGGAGGAAUUGUUAGCCCAAUGUUCAGACGAAGGAUCAAAAUUUAAUAGUAAAUUAGGAAAUGAUGAUCUUCACAAUACUCGGGAGUUUAUCCUUCGGAAAAGUUAUACAAAUGAUAAAUUAACAAGUGAUGAGGAAAAUUUUCUCGAUGUGCUCAAUAAACAGUCUAUUCCAAAGGAACUCGUUGAAAGGGAUUACAAAAAUACUUUAUCAUCAAUCGAAGAGCUAAAACUGGACAUUGCCCGAUUAUCCAAAGAAGGUGAAAAACUGCAAAAACUUUACGCCUCAAGGGAUGAAUUAUUAGAUACGAUUUUCGAAGGUCAAUAUGGAAGUGACAUGGAGAACCAAUUGGAACGGGAAUUGGACUGGUUAUUGGAACAGAAAAGACAUGUUGAUCAGGCCUAUUUUCGUUGGAGACAAGCUCAAAUUCAGGUCAAACUAGCGUGUGGUUUACUUGCUGAAUCGGUUCAAAAAUGGAAAGACAUUUUAUCCAUUCCAUCAGAGGAGAAUGAAUCUCGAUAUGAAAUGGUCACUGAGAUACGGAAUAAAUUAUCGGAGGCCAGUUCUAAUCUACAAUCUGCUCAACGUUAUUUACCCAAUAUUACAUUUCCUUAUUGUUCACCUGAUGAAAUCGCUACACUAGACAAGGCCAUUUCUUACAUAUUCACGGACAUGCAAACACGUGAACGUCACGAACACGCACUUUCCUGUUAUCAGACGACCUACAAAAGAGCAGCAUCAUUGAAACAAUGGUUAGAACACGUUCUAACUACAACCAUCUCUCGAGAUCUAUUUGAAAUAACGGAAGAUUGUAAAGCUCGAGCCUCUGAACUACGAAAUGAACGAACUCGAUUAAUAAGAUUACGAAUCAAGGAGUUAACUGGUAACGAUCUUGAUUACGACGGUGGAACUGAAUUAAGAGACAGUGGUGUUGAUAGUGAGUUUGAUGAUACAUCUACUGCCGAUGAACAAAUUGCUCGUAUCUUUGAAUCGUCUCGAAGUGAACGCAAAGGGGCCAAAUCUUUGACACCCGAUCCGACGAGGGUUCCGUUUGUUAUGCCAACACCAUUACCAUCAGCUGAUCUUGCACCAACCCCACAAAAGGAGGAGAUAUUUGGACGAAUUGAAUUUUUAAGAAAUCGACAUAAAAAGGAGAUCAUGGACUUGGAACGGAAUCAGAAGAUGAAUCAAGCUCGAGUUACCCAAGGCCUGAAAGAGAAACUUCAAGCCCGUCGAAGUCGUCGAAGUCGCUUACAAAUGCACAAUCGUGAACUCGAAGCUCUUCGAGAAACCCCUUAAUCCGAUUCGAAUUGUUUCUUCUAUCUCCAUCGAUCACCUUAAUUGUCUCAAUUAUUAUUAUCAGUUAAUUGCGAUCAAAAUCAAUUGAACUUAUCAGAGACAAAAAAACAAAAUCUAUUCAAGUGCCUUCGUUACAUUAUCAAUGUUCAACGAAAUUUAAAUUUAAAAUGUCCGUAAUUAAUAAGGUUAAUUAUUUGUAAUUCGUUUAAUAUUUAAUCAUCACAAUCAAUGUUAAUUGUAAUAUUCAUUAUUUUUAUCAAUGUAAAAAAACAAUCAAAAAUGAAAAGCAAAUUAACAGACUGAGAAAGUCAUUUAAUUAAUAGCAACAAAUGAAAUGUUUGC